ACUUCAUAUAUUUAUAGUUAAAUGCAAAUUACCUAUUAGUAUAAGGAAGUUCUUAAGUUUAGUUUACUUACUACAGGUGCUCGGGUAACACGAAAUAUUCUGGAAGAUGGAGAAGUUUGCAACCACAGCUUUUAUAAUUGCGGUGGCUCACCUGGUCUUGGGCCUGCUACUGUGGUUUCGGGUCCGCAAGCUAUAUUCUUAUCCUGGUCUUCUGGGGUUCCCUGUUUUCGGAAACCUCUACUAUUUCUACAGAACUCUCUUCUUAGUUACCAUGGAUAGUAUGGAAAAAUACAUGAUCAGAAUUUCUGAAACAUAUGGAAAAGAUGGAUUAUGCUUUCAUUGGAUUUAUGGAUUCAGGACUUUGGUGACUGUGACAAAUCCUCAUAUUGUUAAGGAAAUAGGAUUUCAUCCAAAUGUGACUCACAAACCAAAUUUCAUAUUCUCAGCAUUUCAUUCGUACUUCAGUGGACCUUUUGUUUCCUCCCGCUCGGAUGAUUUAUGGAAGAUACAAAGAAAGGAAUACGAUACAUUUUUGAAGAAAUCGAGAGUGGAAAGUGAACACAGCAAUACUUUCAGCAAAUACGCCGAUCAGAUGAUUGAGUUGAUGUUGGCCUCACCUUCGGCUGAUAUUUUACGUGCAGUAACAUUAGAGUUUACACAUAACUCUACCAUGGAAACACUGUUUGGUGUUGAUAGCAGUAUAGUAUAUAAUCCUCAAGUCAUCGGUUUUAUGUCUGUAAUCCCAGUCUUGGGAACACUCUCAGUGGCAAAUCCAAAAUUAGCAGGAACAAUUUUUGGAAUUUUUAAGAAAAUGGAAUCUUUCUUCUUAAGAACAAUAGAGAAAACGCGAAGAUUGAUUUUGGAAGAUAUAUAUUCCAAGAUUUUGACCUCGAGUCCAGUUGCCGCAAACAAGAAAGCACUCCUAUCAAGGCAGAUCACUUCGAGAAUGAGAAAAUGCAACGAAGAUGAAGAUAAACUAAUCAACGAGCUGAUGGAAUUAUUUGUUACAAGUUCGGGUACUACUCACGCUUUAUUAUCAAGCUCUUUAAUAUUUUUAGCACUUUUACCAGAUAUUCAAGAAAGAGCUUGGCAGGAACAAUAUGAAAUAUUUGACAAUGAUAAAAGAGAUGCAACUUUCGAUGACUUAAGCCAGAUGCGAUUCCUUGAUAGGUUCAUAAAAGAGGCUCUGAGAUUUGUCGCUCCUCCGUUUUAUUUCAAGUCAGUCACUGGAGACACAACUAUAAGAAUGCAUUACACAACAACACUAAUGAAAGUAGCACUGUCUAAAAUAAUAAGACGAUUGAAACUUCGACCAGUUCAAAAAGAUUUCAGAUUCGAAGAUAUCCAAUUUGAAACUUUCAUCAUGAGAGAAUUGGCAAACCCUCCAGUUCUGCAAGUUGAACAACGAGAAUAAUUUUAAAUUAUAAAAAUUUUAA
This is a messenger RNA of Nezara viridula (southern green stink bug), 1436 nucleotides long. Lineage: Eukaryota; Metazoa; Arthropoda; Insecta; Hemiptera; Pentatomidae. The record is from the annotation of a GenBank genome assembly.